Messenger RNA from Mytilus californianus (California mussel), 5351 nucleotides. RefSeq lists its product as uncharacterized. The record is from RefSeq and is a predicted model, not a curated record. Lineage: Eukaryota; Metazoa; Mollusca; Bivalvia; Mytilida; Mytilidae. The coding region runs from base 1353 to 4097 and encodes 914 amino acids. The transcript is spliced from 8 exons.
CAGAGGGGACAUUAAGUUUUACCCUUGUCCAUCUGUAUGUACGUAUGUCCGUACGUCCCAAAAUUGGUGUCCGUUCUCUAACUUGAGUUUGCCUCAACCAAAUGUUAUGAAACUUAUACACAAUGCUUAUUACCACAAAACACAGAUCAAGCUUGAAUUUUAGUGGUUUCACUUUAACCGUUCUAGAGUUAUGCCCCUUUAUAAAUGGAAAAAUUUCAAAAUUUUUAGUUUCUGUUCUUUAACUUAAGUUUGCCUCAACCAAAUGUUAUAAAACUUAUACACAAUGCUUAUUACCACAAAACACAGAUCAAGUUUGUGCCCCUUUUUAAAUUGAAAAAUUGCAAAAUUUUUAGUUUCCAUUCCUUAACUUAAGUUUGCCCCAACCAAACAUUAUGAAACCUUUACACAAUACUUAUUACCACAAAACUCGGAUCAAGUACAAAUUUGGGUAGCGUCACUUUUAUUUUUCUUGAGUUAUGUCCCUUUAUAAUGUUGUAUGCAAGAGGGGGCAUCAUCUGUGUCCAUGGGGACACAUUCUCCAUUUAUUUUAUUUUUUAUUUUACUGUGAAAUGGAGUAACUUUUUACAGUCAACAGUACAAUUUUACACUGACAGCAGCAAUCACAGGGUAGACACAGGAUUCCGAAGAACCCUUUACAAAUUUUAUCUUUUAUUUAUAAUAAUUAUAUAAGGAGCUAAUGAUAGCAAGCUAAGACUAGAUAAAGGGCAUACAGUUUCCCUCCUAAAACAAGAUGGAACAUAGAUAUAAGACAUGGUAUCUUGUAUUUAUAAUAAUAAUAAAAGGGAGCUUGCAACAGGCUAAACCAGGAUAUAGGACCUGCUGUUUCUUGUCCAAAACAUGAUGGAGCAGAUAGAUGAGACAUUAUAUCUUGUAUUGAUAAUUCAUAAUAGGCAGCUUGACAACAGGUUAAGCACUGAGAUAAAUGUCUUAAAUUCCUUAAACAAGAUAGAACAAUAAAUAAACAUUAUAUCUAGGAUCUUCAUAUCAAACAUUACAAGGAUAAUCCUUGAUCACAUGAAAACAAAUUAUUAACAAUUGCAUUUAGUCAAUCUACCAAUAAUGGAUUCAGAUGGGCAUCUUUCAGAGUCAAACCAAUUAUUAAAAAAUCAAAACUCAUUUUUUUUUAUGUAAAUAUAAUUUGAUAAUCAAUUAUCUCAACAUGAAAACUUGAUAAUCAAUUAUCUCAACAUGAAAACGACACAGUUAUUGUUUUGAGUGUUGUGUUAUUCUUCAAGUUCAGUAACUCUUUUGUGUAUCUAAAAAUUAUUUUCUGUUAAGUUUCCAUAUUCAUUAUAGCACUAGUUCUUCACUGUGCUGGUAAGAGAUGAUGGAUGUUUUAUAUUAAUUGUGUUUGUUUUUGUUACUUAAGGUUGACCAGUAUGGACAUUCCUUCCAAGGACGUUCCUUCCAAAGACGUUCCUUCCAAAGACCAUCAGCCUGCUUUACCUGUGACAGCCACCACUACUACAAACUCUAUUGUAGUUAAUUCUCUAGCUAAUAUUCACCAAUUAUCAAAUGGAUGUCUGAAGAAUGGUUUUUUGGAGACAGAAGACAUUGUGAAGUUGUUGACAUCUUUUUUGUCCUCGGAUGCUCACGACAAAAUUCCAGGAGGAAUAAAAAACAAUGUUUAUUUUGUAGUUAAGAAUGAUGACAAUGUUGAAAGACAAAAAAAGGGAGACCUUACUGAAUUUCAUGAUGAUUGUGGAGUAUACAAUUCUAAUAGAGGAAAAGACCCAAAAACUUACUAUAUAACUAACCCAGAAGGCAGGCUUCAGGUGGUAUAUAAAAGGGGUGAUCAAUUCUGCUCUGAAAAGAGAAUCAAAGGAAAGUUAAUGUAUUUUCCAAUGCAAUCUCAACCUUCUAUAGAUACUGUAAUUGAACUGAACAGAAACUAUUCAACAUUGAACAAUGAUUCAUCAUAUUUGAGACGUGUGUCAUGGCUAGGAGGACAUGAAAAUCAUAUUGCUGUAGUAGAAUAUUUUAAAGGUUAUACACAAUCUAAUCAAAUAGUUGCCAAUAAUACAGAUGAGCAUAUUCCUUUGAAUGUCAAAACGAAACUAGUACAUGAUGAAUCGAGUGGACUCAGCAGUAGCAAACUAGUACAAAACCAGAAGCACAUUGACAACAACAGUCAGGAUGGUUCAGCUGAAAUAAGGACUUUGUCCUCUAAUAGCCUCUUCUUGUCAACUGGAUGUCUGAACAAAGGGUUUAUGGAAGUAAAAGAGGUUGUUAAGUGGCUGACAUCUGUUUUGUAUGAAAAAGCCCACAACAGUAUUCCAGAUGGAAUUAAAAAUGACGUUUAUUUUUUGGUAAAGAAUGAUGAAAAUGUUGAAAGACGCAAAAAUGGAGUCAGAAGUAGAUUUCCUGAUGACUGUAAAGGAUAUGAUUACUCCACUGGAUCAACGUCAAAAAAUUUCUUUAUUACUAACCCAGAAGGCAGGCUUAAGGUGGUAUUUAAAAAAGGUGAUAAGUUCUGCUAUAAAAAGGUAGUCAAAGGGAAAAAAAUAUACUAUCCACAUGAGACCCAGCCAUCUUCAGACAAUGUAAUAGAAUUGUUUAGAUAUUAUACCACGUUAAAGAAGGAUUCAUCAUGCAAGAGACGGGUGUCAUGGUUGGGAGGACAUGAAAAUCAUAUUGCCCUAGUGGAGUAUUCCGGAAAAUUUCCUGGAUUAGUGCCACAUGGAAAUUCUAAAGAUACAGAUUCUAUUCAAACACGUGCCAAUGUUAUGUCUGAGAUGUCAGAUAUGUUUCAAGAUACUCUCAGUCCCAGCAUGAGGAAACAAGUAUAUGACAAGAAGCACAAUGGCAACAAAAGUUGGGAAAAAAAUGUGACCAAACAGACUCCUACUUCAACAAAAUUGACAGAUUUACAAACAACAUCAGCCCCUUCUACUUCAGAUUGUUCAACUGUAAUGAGGACUUUGUCCCCUAAUAUCCACUCCUUGUCAAAUGGAUGUCUGAACAAAGGGUUUUUGGAAGCAGAAGAGAUUAUCAAGAAGCUGACAUCUUUUUUGUAUGCAAAAGCCCACAACAGUAUUCCAGAUGGAAUUAAAAAUGACGUUUAUUUUGUGGUAAAGAACGAUAAAAAUGUCGAAAGACGUAAAAAGGGAGCCAUUAGUAAUUUUUCUGAUGACUGUGGAGUAUACAACUGCUUCAGAGGAUCAACUUCGAAAAGUUACCUUGUUACUAACCCAGAAGGCAGGCUUAAGGCGAUACAUAAAAAAGGUGAUCAGUUCUGCUAUGCAAAGCAAGUCAAAGGAAAAAAAAUAUACUAUCCACUUGAUACUCAGCCAUUGUCAGACAAUAUUAUUGAACUAUUUAGACACUAUAGCACAUUGAAGAAGGAUUCAUCAUACAAGAGACGGGUGUCAUGGUUAGGAGGACAUGAAAAUCAUAUUGCCCUAGUAGAGUAUUCUGGAGAAUUUCCUGGAUUAGUACCACAUGGAAAUUCUAAAAAUGAUAAAAAAUAUGUUCGAACACCUGCCAGUGUAAUGUCUGAGAUGUCGGAUCUGCUACAUCAAGAUAAACCUUCGGAUGUAUACAACAAGCUGACACUAAAACAUAACAAAUUGAGUGGACUCAUCAGUAGGAAACAAAUAUAUGACAAGAAGCACAAGGACAAAAAGAGGCAGUUCAAACUAAAGACAAAAAGUGACGUACUGAAAGAACAAAGUUCCAUACCAGAAAAUUCAGAUACAUCUGAUGAAGUUUCAUCUGCAGUUUAUCAUAUUAUAGAAGAUAAUUUCACAAAACAGAAUACUCGUACUACUUCAGAAAAGACACCUCAAAGAUUUGGUCAGACUAAUUUACAAACAGCAUCAGCUCCUUCUAUUUCAGAGUCAGUAUUAGAAGUUGAAAAGGAAAAGCUUGAAAUUGAAAGAGAAAAGCUGGCUUUAGAAAAAGAAAAAAUUGCCAUGAAAAGAGAAAAGCUGCAAAUGGAAAAAGAAAAGAUGAAAAUGAAAAAAAGAAGCCUUGAAUUAUUUGAGGAAUAUGUAACUUUAAAAAAAGUCAAAUUUACAAAUGCUGUUUCCGAGGCAUGUGAAGUAUCUCCAGUAAUUGUGACAUGUAAUUAUUAGGCAAUACAUACAAGAAGAGAAAAGGAAGAAUAGACUUUAAAUUUAUGAAUUAUAUCUACUGACCAUAGAUGAAAAUGAUGAAUAUAAUGAUUGGUUUAAAAAUAAAACACUGCCACAUAAAAGCUCUUUUAACUGUUUGCAUGGAAAUGUAUGUUUCAAUGGAUUUGUAAAAGUUGAAGCCUUUGGCCAAAAAAUUGUGAAACAAGAAAAUUCAAAGGAAUUGGAUAAUUCUGGAUUUCUCAUUAUGCAAAAUGUCAUUAAAAUAGACAAAAAUUCUAAAUGAUUAUUAACUAAGUGAUUUUAAUGGGAUAAAAUAUAAUGUGAUCUGUUUUGUAUUUUGAAAAAUGAAAAUUUGUGAUUUAAAAAUCUUUUCCACUCAAACAACAAAACCAAUUUCAACCAAAAUUGGUCUGAAUGAUCCUAAGACUGUUUAUCAUAACUUUUGGUUGAUUGGUUUUGGUCAUGGCUGUCAUGGAUAAAAAUAGAACAUGUGUAAAAUGGAAAUUUUGGAUAUCAUAAGAGUCAUAAUUGAUAGGGAGAAUUGGAGGGACAAAAAUGAUCAAAAUGAAAAUCUACCUAUUCUCCUUUAACAUCAAAUUUAUCAAGAGUUUUUCCCCCUAUUAUGAAAAUUUCUGACAAAAUAAGAUUUUCCCGCCAUUUUCUAAGCAAAAAUGGUCAUGACUACAUGAUCUACAACAUACAAUUAUAUUGCAUUAUUCUUUUACAUAGGAUGUUAUUAGAACACAUACUUACAGCAUAUGUUUUAAUGUACAAUUGUAUCAAUCUUAGUUGAGAUCAAUCAGUUGAAUCUGUAUUUGUUCUUCAAUUAAACAAUUUUUCAAAAAAAUUUUGGAUGAUACAUUUUAACAAUCUUAGUUGAGUACAACCAGUCGAAUCUGUAUUUUUUCUUUUCAAGCAAUUUUUAGAUAUAAUACACUGUUUCUUAGUGUUUUAGCAUUGGCAGGAUCAUUAUAAGGUACAGAAUAAUUGUCUCCAUUGUCAAUGACCAAAUCAUCUGUUAAGUCUGGUAGAGGUAGUUAGUCAUCUUUACCUGAUACCUCUGUUGUGCAGUUUGUUCCAGGUGUAAAUAGAAAUCAUCCUCUCAAGUUUUGAUAUGCAAACGCUUCAAAUAAAAAAUAAGAAAUUUUGCACUUUCAUGGAUUAAAGAAGUUUUUACUCCAUACCUAAUUAUACCCCACUCUAGGAGUGAGGGCUAUAUUGCAAUCACCUAAUGUCUCUCUCUCUUUAUUCAAA